GAGAGAAGGAAAGGAGAGAAGAGGGGAGGGGUGGGGGCGAGAGGUAAAUAGUCUUAAAUCGGAAGGGAGCUGCUUCUCUGUGGUCUUGACAAGCCCUGCCUGGGCUCCGCCGGCUCAGUAAUAACUGAGUGACCUUUUCUUUGGCUGUAUUAUGUCUGGCUGGGAAGGGAUUGCAUUUUGCAGCUGAGAGCCGGAGCUUCCUUCAGCUCGGCUCCUCGCGUGCUGCUGGGGUAAGUUGUCUUGAGCCAGGACGGAGAGAGACAGCCUCGGACUGCAGUUGCCUAAAAGGAGGACACCUGUGGCUCAGAUGUGGUCAACACCAUUACUUGGCGGAUCCUUGAGGACCUCAUUAUUUUAAACUUAAAAAAUAGAGAUUUCCCUCCCCCUCUUUUUUUUUUUUCAAACAAUGCUUCUUUUUGACCUUUCCCAAGGAGAAGCCCUACAAAGCAGCCACUGUGCUUUCUGAACGGCCUCCCCCUGUAUCGCUUAAUUGAGAAGGUAUACAAAUGCUCUCAGUCCAGCCAGACACCAAGCCGAAAGGUUGUGCUGGCUGCAACCGAAAGAUCAAGGACCGGUAUCUUCUAAAGGCACUGGACAAAUACUGGCAUGAAGACUGCUUGAAGUGUGCCUGCUGUGACUGUCGUUUGGGAGAGGUGGGCUCCACCCUGUACACUAAAGCUAAUCUUAUCCUUUGUCGCAGAGACUAUCUGAGGCUCUUCGGUGUGACGGGAAACUGUGCCGCCUGCAGUAAGCUCAUCCCUGCCUUUGAGAUGGUGAUGCGCGCCAAGGACAACGUUUACCACCUGGACUGCUUUGCAUGUCAGCUUUGUAAUCAGAGAUUUUGCGUUGGAGACAAAUUUUUCCUAAAGAAUAACAUGAUCCUUUGCCAGACGGACUACGAAGAAGGUUUAAUGAAAGAAGGUUAUGCACCCCAGGUUCGCUGAUCUAUCAACAUCACCCCAUUAAGAAUACAAAGCACUACAUUCUUUUAUCUUUUUUGCUCCACAUGUAUAUAAGAAUUGACACAGGAACCUACUGAAUAGCGUAGAUAUAGGAAAGCAGGAUGGUUAUAUGGAAUAAAAGGCGGACUGCAUCUGUAUGUAGUGAAAUUGCCCCAGUUCAGAGUUGAAUGUUUAUUAUUAAAGAAAAAAGUAAUGUACAUAUUGCUGGAUUUUUUUGCUUGCUAUUCGUUUUUGUGUCACUUGGCAUGAGAUGUUUAUUUUCGACUAUUGUAUAUAAUGUAUUGUAAUAUUUGAAGCACAAAUGUAAUACAGUUUUAUUGUGUUACCAUUUGUGUUCUGUUUGCUUUGUAUUGUUGCAUUUAGUACAAUCAGUGUUUAAACUUACUGUAUAUUUAUGCUUUCUGUAUCUACCAGCUAUUUUAAAUGAGCUGUAACUUUCUAGUAAAGAAUUGAAGAGCAAAUCUCCCUAAUGAUACACAUAUAGAUAAAGCAAGUCUAUCAACAUUAAAAUACUAAAAAAAAAAAAAGAAGAAGAAGAAGAAAUGAAGACACACACAAAGCAUUUUAGCAACAUCCACUAUUAUCGCCACUAUGAUUUAGAGUCUAUCAGUGUUCUCAUUAUAACCCCCGAUUUUCAGGGGGUUAAAGAUCAGCUUUAAAAAUGCAUAAAAAUUUCAUCUUAAAGCACUUUCAUUUUAUACCAACGUGAAAAGUGCCAUUUUUAGAAUAACUUUAAAGCUUAGCAAUUAUCCUUUUAAUACCCUUUUUGUGUGUGUGUGUGUGCUCUUUACCUACACAAUGGCUUUGUUUUGUUUUGUUUUGUUUUUCAGCCACUUACCCCUUAUGUAAACUAGUGCCUUUGGGUAUCAUGUAAAUUUUUCCAAAGGGUUACUUUAGACAAGUGUUACCACAAUUAUGAGAUAAUUUUAAAAUGAUAAAUUUCUUGUACAAAUUUUGCCCAGAUUUCUCCCUAAGAGCUAAGGGUUUAAUAACUUGAUGGCUUGACAAAUUUCUGGCACUGAAAGGAUUUGAGUGCAAAUCUACUGAAACCAUGAUAAUGCAUACUGAAACUAUGAUGAUAUUUGAGUGGUGAGCUUACUUUUUUGAUCAGAGCAACAUAGUGCUCGCAGAAUCUUCUAGAAGAAGAGAAACAAAGGGAUUGUCAAAGAGCUGAGAACUGGUGAUUAUAUAUUUUUCUGUAUUUACCUGACACUUAUUUUAAUGUUCAAAAAGUGAAGACUAAAAGUUUGACAUGUCUUACUCUUACUGCUUUCUUUAAGUAGUUACCCGCUCAGAAUAUAUAUAUCACGCUUAAGCCUGAAAUCUGUCAUUCCAUGUUUUAAAGGUGAAAAAUUAUUCCUUUACCAACAUGAUAGAUGAUAAAGAAGAAAGCUUUCUAGAAACAAAUUAUGGAGACCGAUUAUUUCAAUUAAAAUUAAGGAAAUAAAAAUAAGACUAUGAUCCCUUCUUCUGGGUUGCUCACACUUUGCUUCUUCGCUUCUGCUCCCUGUAAUAGAACUACUUUUCAACAAAUCUAAUCCGACACAGGCACAAUGAAGCAUAUUUUUGCUAGAGCAAAUUUAGUGCUGUGGGUUUUCUUUUCUUUUCUUUUUUGAUCACUUGUAUAGGAAACAAUUAUUUCCCGGUGUUAUUUGCAUACAUAUUUUGUCCUGCCAAUAGAUGCAUUGCAGAUGAAAAUUAAAUGUGAUACCUUAAUUCUUGGUUUGGGGCCAAAAUAUUAAACUGAAAAUAAUGCUGGUGUGGAUUUUUGUUUUAAAACAAAGCUUUAUUAUGAACAUGCAUGUGAAUCUGGAUAUUGCCUUUCAUUUUUCAGAAAUAGUUCUGUGAAAAGUGAAUGAUAUGUAUUUUUACAAAUACUUCAUGGUUAAGAGUGUUCAAGUCACAUGUCCCCCAGAUUUGAGAUAUACUGAAAAAAAAAGAAUUUCAAAAAUAGCUAUUUGGGGCCCACAAAGUAACCAUUAUUUUAGCCUUCGAGCCUUACAUUUUUUUCAUGAUAAUACUUGCAUAGCCAAAACCAAAACCCAAACCGAACAAAAGGUGGUGGGGGGCAGGGGGAUCCAUGAAAAGUGGUUUUUCUCAACCAGCCCUGUGAGCCCCCAUUAAGAGGUGUCUGAAAUUCAUGUGGAUGUCAAAUUGUAAUUGCCAGUAUCUUUUUCAAAUGAUCAUUUUUAGAUUUAAAUGGUUUUGCAUAUGUUUAUCAAUAUGUCAAAAUACUUGUAAAUUGGGAACAAACUUCUCUUAGCUCCUGGAAGCUGUUCAAUUAUCCUUGCACCCAAAGACCAAACAAGUUUUUAUUGCCUUUUCUUUUCCCAAAUCCUUCGGGAAUUAAUUCUUAUGCUUUUUUACUACAAGCAAAAUUACUCACCUGGAUUAAAGAUUAAGGCCUUAAUCUCUUUAAAUUAUCUCUAAUCUCCAUGAAAUUGUGAAACCAGACAGAAAUGGGUCAUUUUAUAGCUAAUUUACCAUAAGUAGUAGCAUUUUUGACCUGAAGUACUAACCUAAUUGUCUUGACUACGCAAAGUCCCUGAAUUGUCGUCACCUUUCCUCUUUGUGUUGUGUAGCCCUGACGUCACUUAGCUUGUUGCCCGAUGCCUCCAGUAGGACACCUCCAAAAGAGCUUUGAUUUCUCAAGCAGUUUGAAAGCUCCCUUCCUAACAUGCAUCUCAGAGAGGCUGCCUAUGAUGAAGGACCAGGCACCUCCACUCCACCAGAGUGCUGGCUGAGUUUAAAAGCUGCCCUGUGUUUGUAAUUUCACUUUCAUCUUGCUUAAUAAAUAUCUGCUGGAUUCUUUCAUUCAUUUUUUUAUAUCUGGAUUUAUGUUUUUAAUAAAAGGGGUAUUAUACUCUUUGAUUGCACUUAAUUGGCAAAAUCUAAGACAAUAUCUAGAAAGCGUACAUUGUGUCCGCUUGAAAAAAAAGAAUAAAGUGUGUAAGGACACUUACUUUCAAAAGGUAAAUCAUAACAAGCCUAGACAAAGUACCUCAAAUGCUUUCUCCAAAAGUUAUAUUUAAGAUCUCAGAGCAAGGUAGUUUAUUGUUAUUUACUUUUGUGGGGAAAAUAAAACUGUCAAAAAUGAAGGUAGCAAAUUGCUGGGUGU
Zalophus californianus (California sea lion) is the source of this 4080-nucleotide messenger RNA. RefSeq names its product LIM domain only 3 (gene LMO3). Gene Ontology annotation, cellular component: nucleus. Gene Ontology annotation, biological process: positive regulation of transcription by RNA polymerase II. The coding region runs from base 507 to 944 and encodes 145 amino acids. The record is from RefSeq and is a predicted model, not a curated record. Gene Ontology annotation, molecular function: DNA-binding transcription factor binding; transcription coactivator activity. NCBI's taxonomy places the organism in Eukaryota, Metazoa, Chordata, Mammalia, Carnivora, Otariidae. The transcript is spliced from 4 exons.